AUGUCCUCUACUGCUUCAGAAGACUCGUCCAACACUGACUUGAUUGAAAAUGUCCAUAACACGCUUGUCUGGCUGAAAAAUAAUCCAUGUCCUUAUGUCGCUGGCCCAGAAUCUCUCAAGAAACGUGCAUCAGUCGCCUUGAUUGUGCGCGUACAACCAUCUUAUGCCCAUCCACCAGAUAAGGCUGCCGCUCCCGCUGACAGCAUUGACUCUUUCUUCGCUCAGGACUGGGUCAAAUACGGAGAACCUGAAGUCCUGUUCAUAAAGCGUGCUGCCCGAAAGGGUGAUCGAUGGACUUCUCACGUUGCCUUGCCUGGUGGUAGACGCGAUCCUGAGGAUAAGGACGACCAACAUGCUGCCAUUCGCGAAGCUGCCGAAGAAGUUGGCAUUGAACUAUCAGAAAAUACAUGCAUCGCAGUGGGAAACCUCCCGCAGAGAAUUGUUACGACUAGCUGGGGCCGCGUACCACUAAUGGUCCUAUGUCCAUAUGUCUUUCUUGUUACACGUCAUGACCUGCCACCGCUGCGUCUUCAACCUACCGAAGUUGCUUCAACACAUUGGGUCCCCAUCCGAUCUCUCCUUGAUCCUGGCCAACGUACCGUCCACACCGAGGAUGUCAGUAACAGGCUGGCCAACCAGGAAACAGGCAUCAAAAAAUGGGCAUUGGCAGGAAUGCUCGGUAAAAUGGAAUUCAGUGCAAUUCAGUUGCUUCCUGCAGAGAGUCUAUACUGCCAUGAAUCGCCUACUGACGACUCCAACCACCAUAAGAUUGCACCACCAAGAAACAUAUUACAGAGGUUGUUGAACUUCGCCCGCUCACCAAUGUUACCUCCUCCACCACAAAAUCGACCGCUGAUAUUGUGGGGACUGACUCUUGGAGUCGUGGCCGAUUUUCUCGACUUGUUACCACCCCACAACGCGCUGGAGCUAUGGACAUAUCCCACCUUUACCAUGCCUGAUGUUCGACUAGUGAUAUGGCUCACAACCUAUAGAUUUAGAGAAACCAAGAGAUUGCAGCUCGAGUCGGAGAACCACUCAGGGCCUCCCGCUGCAGCGGUCGAAGAGGGAUUAGAUGCCGUCUCGUUGCCAGACAAUAAGCGUGGUAGUGAUGUGGGCAUGGGAGGAUUGGGUUCUGGACGCAGCCUGAGGGGGCAGUCUUUUGAAAGCGCGGUGGGGACUAUGUUGGAAGGCUACUAUGCGUGUAUGAGAAGGGGAGUCACAUAUGCCUUGCUAUGCCGAUUGCUUGGAGUGGGUACUAUCGCAGCUUUGUUGUGGUUCAGGAGAAGAUCUUUGUCAAUGGCUCUUGCCAGAUUUAAACGAUUAUAA
This is a messenger RNA of Aureobasidium melanogenum CBS 110374, 1326 nucleotides long. RefSeq lists its product as uncharacterized. The transcript has a single exon. The coding region runs from base 1 to 1326 and encodes 441 amino acids. Lineage: Eukaryota; Fungi; Ascomycota; Dothideomycetes; Dothideales; Saccotheciaceae. The record is from RefSeq and is a predicted model, not a curated record. Gene Ontology annotation, molecular function: coenzyme A diphosphatase activity.